Gracilinanus agilis (Agile Gracile Mouse Opossum) is the source of this 5358-nucleotide messenger RNA. Its product is annotated as sodium channel protein type 5 subunit alpha-like. Gene Ontology annotation, molecular function: voltage-gated sodium channel activity involved in cardiac muscle cell action potential. The transcript is spliced from 25 exons. Bases 1 to 5358 code for a protein of 1785 amino acids. The record is from RefSeq and is a predicted model, not a curated record. Gene Ontology annotation, biological process: AV node cell action potential; regulation of heart rate; membrane depolarization during action potential. Gene Ontology annotation, cellular component: axon; voltage-gated sodium channel complex; plasma membrane. Lineage: Eukaryota; Metazoa; Chordata; Mammalia; Didelphimorphia; Didelphidae.
AUGGAAAACCCCUUUGGCGCCUUGGAGACAAAUAACUUCCGCCCAUUCACUCCUGAAUCUCUGGCCGCCAUUGAAAGGCAGAUUGCAGAGGAGAAGUAUCUGAAGGAGAAGAAGAAGAAUCUCCUCAUCAUGGUGACUAUCCUGGUCAACUGUGUAUUCAUGACCCAGAGUGAAACGCCAUAUGAAGUCGAGUACGUCUUUACAGGUAUUUACACAUUUGAAUCCUUAUUAAAAAUAUUGGCCCGUGGAUUUUGUCUGAAUGAAUUCACCUAUCUUAGAGAUCCAUGGAACUGGCUGGAUUUUGGUGUGAUUUCCCUGGCAUACACCACUGAAUUUGUGGACCUGGGCAAUGUCUCAGCCUUACGAACCUUCCGAGUCCUCCGGGCCCUGAAAACUAUAUCGGUCAUUUCAGGCCUGAAGACCAUCGUGGGGGCCUUGAUUCAGUCCGUCAAGAAGCUCGCGGAUGUGAUGGUCCUCACUGUGUUCUGCCUAAGUGUCUUUGCCCUCAUAGGUCUCCAACUCUUUAUGGGCAAUUUACGGAAUAAAUGUGUCCGGAACUUUACCAUCCUGAAUGGGACAAAUGGCACUGUUGUGUCCGAUGACCAAAUCUGGGAGUCGGUGGAGAUGUACAUCAGCAGCCCAGAAAACUAUUUGCUGAAGAACGGAACCUCCGACGUGCUACUGUGUGGGAACAGUACAGACGCAGGGUCAUGUCCAGAAGGUUACCUCUGUCUGAAGGCUGGAGAAAACCCCGAUCAUGGCUAUACCAGCUUUGACUCUUUUGGCUGGGCCUUCCUCGCUCUAUUCCGCUUGAUGACUCAAGACUGUUGGGAGCGUCUCUACCAGCAGACACUGAGGUCUGCUGGAAAGAUCUACAUGAUCUUCUUCAUGCUGGUCAUCUUCCUGGGCUCCUUCUACCUGGUGAACCUGAUUCUGGCUGUAGUAGCCAUGGCCUAUGAGGAGCAGAACCAGGCCACAAUUGCUGAGACCGAGGAGAAGGAGAAGCGUUUUCAGGAGGCCAUGGAGAUGCUGAAGAAGGAGCAUGAGGCCCUGACAGCCAGGGGCAUGGACACCGUGUCCAGGAGCUCCUUUGAGAUGUCCCCCCUCGCCCCAAAGACAGUACCAGACAGAAGGAGCCGGAGAAGGAAGAGACAGUCCUCAGGGACAGACGAAGGCGGGGAAGACCGAUUCCCCAAAUCGGACUCAGACGAUGGUCCUCGGAGAACGACCCUUCUGGGCAUCAACCACGCCCCCCACAGAAGCUCCCUGAAGCGCCGGUCCAGUCACGGCAGCGUCUUCACCUUCCGGCGGAGGGACCUGGGCUCAGAGACGGACUUCGCCGACGACGAGAUCAGCACUCCUGGGGAGAGCGAGAGUCACCGGGCGUCCCUGCUGGUGCCCUGGCCCGCGCGGCGCCCCAGUGCCCAGAGCCAGCCCAGCCCGGGAGUCCCCGGCGUGCCCAGCCUCCUACACAACGGCAAGAGGAACAGCGCCGUGGACUGCAACGGAGUCGUGUCCCUCUUGGCCUCGGGGGUGCCGGAGGCCACGCCCCCCGGGGGCAGCCUGCUCUCCUCGGUGAUUCCGGAGAAGCCCCGCCCCCCUCCGGACACGACCUCCAUGUCGGAAGAAGUGAGCAAGAAGCAGCUGCUGAUGCCGCAGCGCCUGUCCCUGGAGUACUUCGAGGAGCCCCACGAGCGGCAGCGGGCGCUGAGCGCCGUCAGCGUCAUCACCAGCGCCCUGGAAGAGUUGGAGGAGUCGCACCGCAAGUGUCCCCCCUGCUGGAACCGCUUCGCCCAGAACUACCUGAUCUGGGAGUGCUGCCCGCUGUGGCUCUCCAUCAAGAGGAACGUCAAGUUCGUCGUGAUGGACCCCUUCACCGACCUCACCAUCACCAUCUGCAUCGUCCUCAACACCCUGUUCAUGGCACUCGAGCAUUACAACAUGACUCCCGACUUCGAGGACAUGCUGCAGGUUGGCAACCUGGUGUUCACCGGCAUCUUCACCGCAGAGAUGACCUUCAAGAUCAUCGCGCUGGACCCCUACUACUACUUCCAGCAGGGCUGGAACAUCUUCGACAGCAUCAUCGUCAUCCUGAGCCUCAUGGAGCUGGGCCUGUCCCGCAUGGGCAACCUGUCGGUGCUGCGCUCCUUCCGCCUGCUGAGGGUCUUCAAACUGGCCAAGUCGUGGCCCACCCUGAACACGCUCAUCAAGAUCAUCGGGAACUCGGUGGGCGCGCUGGGGAACCUGACGCUGGUGCUGGCCAUCAUCGUCUUCAUCUUCGCCGUGGUGGGCAUGCAGCUAUUCGGGAAGAACUACUCGGAGCUGCGGCACCGCAUCAGCGACUCGGGCCUGCUGCCACGCUGGCACAUGAUGGACUUCUUCCACGCCUUCCUCAUCAUCUUCCGCAUCCUGUGCGGGGAGUGGAUCGAGACCAUGUGGGACUGCAUGGAGGUGUCGGGCCAGUCGCUGUGCCUGCUCGUCUUCCUGCUCGUCAUGGUCAUCGGCAACCUGGUGGUGAGUGAGCGCCCGGCCGGCUGGGGCAGGGACGAGGGGCGGCAGGAAAGGGGAAUGCUCACCGGCCCCCGGCAGGGCGCCUACCUGUCUCACAGUCCUGGUGAUGUGUCCUCGCCCUCACCGGGCAGCGAGAUGGUUGGCAAAGGCCAGCAUGGUGCCUCCCUGCCCUCCCGAGAACAAAAGGCGACAAUUAUCUGUCUGCAUGGCGGCCGUGGGAGGAUCUCGGGGAUUGCUGGGGAGUGUGGGGGCUGCCGGCACAGCGGAGCGCCAGGGCUGGGCUCCUGCCAGGUGCUCCGGGCGCCGUGCCUGGCCCAGCACGUCCCUUCUUUUGAUCCUGGCAAAGACAAGGCUGUACCUGCGAGCCGACGUCCCAGGAAGCCAAGAGCACCGGAGAGCACCGGAGAGCCAGGAGCCUUUGGCGUUACGGCGGAUCGUCGCAGGGGCCAGAAGGACGACGUCUUUCGCAGUCAUCGUUACUGUACGUCGUUCUCCUCAUUUCACUUCACGCCAGUCACUGCCUUCGAGGACAUCUACCUGGAGGAGCGCCGGACCAUCAAGGUGCUGCUGGAGUACGCCGACAAGAUGUUCACCUACAUCUUCGUCCUGGAGAUGCUGCUCAAGUGGGUGGCCUACGGCUUCAAGAAGUAUUUCACCAACGCCUGGUGCUGGCUGGACUUCCUCAUCGUGGACGUCUCUCUUAUAAGCCUUGUGGCAAAUACACUUGGCUUUGCAGAAAUGGGUCCCAUUAAGUCACUGCGGACGCUCCGUGCUCUGAGGCCCCUGAGAGCCCUGUCACGAUUCGAAGGCAUGAGGGUGGUGGUGAAUGCCCUGGUGGGUGCCAUCCCGUCCAUCAUGAACGUCCUGCUCGUCUGCCUCAUCUUCUGGCUCAUCUUCAGCAUCAUGGGGGUGAACCUCUUCGCGGGGAAGUUCGGCAGGUGCAUCAACCAAACCGAGGGGGACUUACCCCUCAACUACACCUUCGUGAACAACAAAAGCGAGUGCGAGCUGUACAACGUCACUGGGGAGCUGUACUGGAUCAAGGUGAAGGUCAACUUUGACAACGUGGGAGCCGGUUACUUGGCCUUGCUGCAAGUGUGUGAAGAGCAGCCGCAGUGGGAGUACAACCUGUACAUGUACCUCUACUUCGUCAUCUUCAUCAUCUUCGGAUCUUUCUUCACCCUGAAUCUCUUUAUCGGUGUGAUCAUUGACAACUUCAACCAACAAAAGAAAAAGUUAGGGGGGCAAGACAUCUUCAUGACCGAGGAACAGAAGAAGUAUUACAAUGCAAUGAAGAAGCUUGGGUCCAAGAAGCCUCAGAAGCCAAUUCCUCGGCCCCUGAACAAAUACCAGGGCUUCAUCUUUGACAUCGUCACCAAGCAGGCCUUCGACGUCACCAUCAUGUUCCUCAUCUGCCUCAACAUGGUGACCAUGAUGGUGGAGACGGACGACCAGAGCCCGGAGAAGAUCAGCAUCCUGGCCAAGAUCAACCUGCUCUUUGUGGGCAUCUUCACGGGCGAGUGUGUCAUCAAGGUCAUCGCCCUGCGCCACUACUACUUCACCAACAGCUGGAACAUCUUCGACUUUGUGGUCGUGAUCCUCUCCAUCGUGGGAACCGUGCUCUCGGACAUCAUCCAGAAGUACUUUUUCUCGCCGACGCUCUUCCGGGUCAUCCGCCUGGCCCGGAUCGGCCGCAUCCUGCGGCUGAUCCGAGGGGCCAAGGGGAUCCGCACGCUGCUCUUCGCCCUCAUGAUGUCCCUCCCUGCCCUCUUCAACAUCGGCCUGCUGCUCUUCCUGGUCAUGUUCAUCUACUCCAUCUUCGGCAUGGCCAACUUCGCCUACGUGAAGUGGGAGGCCGGGAUCGACGACAUGUUCAACUUCCAGACGUUCGCCAACAGCAUGCUCUGCCUCUUCCAGAUCACCACGUCCGCCGGCUGGGACGGGCUCCUCAGCCCCAUCCUCAACACGGGGCCCCCCUACUGCGACCCCAACCUGCCCAACACCAACAACUCGCGGGGGAACUGCGGGAGCCCGGCCGUGGGCAUCCUCUUCUUCGUCACCUACAUCAUCAUCUCCUUCCUGAUCGUGGUCAACAUGUACAUCGCCAUCAUCCUGGAGAACUUCAGCGUGGCCACGGAGGAGAGCACCGAGCCGCUGAGCGAGGACGACUUCGACAUGUUCUACGAGAUCUGGGAGAAGUUCGACCCGGAGGCCACGCAGUUCAUCGAGUACUCGGCGCUCUCAGACUUCGCCGACGCCCUGUCCGACCCGCUGCGCAUCGCCAAGCCCAACCAGAUCAGCCUCAUCAACAUGGACCUGCCCAUGGUCAGCGGGGACCGCAUCCACUGCAUGGACAUCCUGUUCGCCUUCACCAAGCGGGUGCUGGGGGAGUCCGGGGAGAUGGACGCCCUGAAGAUCCAGAUGGAGGAGAAGUUCAUGGCGGCCAACCCGUCCAAGAUCUCCUACGAGCCCAUCACGACGACGCUGCGGCGCAAGCACGAGGAGGUGUCGGCCACGGUGAUCCAGCGGGCCUUCCGCAGACACCUGCUGCAGCGGUCCGUGAAGCACGCCUCCUUCCUGUACCGCCAGCAGACCAGCGACGGCACCCUGUCCGGGGACGACGCCCCCGAGCGCGAGGGCCUCAUCGCCUCCACCAUGAACGAGAACUUCUCCCGGCCGUCGGGCCCCUCCGGCUCCGUGUCCUCCACGUCCCUGCCGCCCUCCUACGACAGCGUCACCAGAGCCACCAGCGACAACCUCCAGGCCCGGAUGUCCGAGUACAGCCAGACCGACGACUUUGCGGACGAGCCGACGUCCCCAGACAGGGACCGCGAGUCCAUCGUGUGA